This is a messenger RNA of Anolis sagrei ordinatus, 2498 nucleotides long. Its product is annotated as zinc finger protein 135-like. Gene Ontology annotation, molecular function: DNA-binding transcription factor activity, RNA polymerase II-specific; RNA polymerase II cis-regulatory region sequence-specific DNA binding. NCBI's taxonomy places the organism in Eukaryota, Metazoa, Chordata, Lepidosauria, Squamata, Anolidae. The record is from RefSeq and is a predicted model, not a curated record. Gene Ontology annotation, biological process: regulation of transcription by RNA polymerase II. Gene Ontology annotation, cellular component: PcG protein complex; transcription regulator complex; chromatin.
CAGUGGUGUCCGACUCUGGGGGUUUGUGCUCAUCUCCAUUUCUAAGCCAAAAAGCCAACGUUGUCCAUAGGUACCUCCACAGUCAUGUGACCGGCAUGGCUAAAUGGAGCACCAUUACCUUUUCGCCAGAUCUACUCACAUUUGCAUGUUUUCGAACUGCUAGGUUGGCAGAAGCUGGGCUAACAGCAGGAACUCACGCCGCUCCCCGGGUUUGAACUGGUGAUCUUUCGGUCAACAAGUUCAGCAGCUCAGUGCUUUAACCUACUGCACCACCACGGACUCCUGAGAAACCUUAUACAUGCCUCAAAUGUGUAGAGAUCUUCCUUGAGAGUGGAAGUCUAUGUUCGCAUCAAAGGACUCAAACUGGGGAGAAACCCUAUACAUGCCUGGAGUGUGGAAAAAGCUUCAAUUGUAUUUCAGGUCUACGUUCACAUCCAAGGACUCACACUGGAGAGAAACCGCAUAAUGCUUGGAGUGUGGACAGAGCUUCACUGAGAGUAGUAGUCUACAUUCACAUCAAAGGACUGACACUGGGGAGAAAUCCUAGAAAUGCAUGAAGUGUGGGAAAAGGUUCUCUGAGAGUUCAAAAAUACAUAGACAUAGAAUUCACAUUGGAAAGAACCGUGAUAUUUGACCCCAGAAAGACUGACACAGAACUUUCCAGACUUUUCAUGUUGCUGACACUUUUUAGACAUGCAUCCUUUCGCGACAUGGGAAAUGAGGAUUCUGUGGAGCCACCUCUUGGGAGCCGUAAGGAAGCCAAUAAUAUAAUAAGAAGAAAUCCUUUCAAGAUGGUGAUCUUGCUGAAUUCUUGACCUCACUUACAGAUAAGAAGAAAAAAAAAGAGAGUCAAGUAUCUGUAUUGUCAUUUAGUACACAAAUCAUUGUUGACAUGAAGGAGAAAGCAUCUCAAUGCCUGGAGUGUGGAGAGAAUUUUACUCAGAGGGCGAAUCCAUGUUCACAUCAAAAGACUGACAUUGGGGCGAAACCCUAUACAUGCCUGGAGUGUGGAAAAAGCUUUACUCAGAGUGCAAAUCUACAUAGACAUCAAAGGACACACACUGGGGAGAAACCCUAUACCUGCUUAGAAUGUGGACAGAGCUUCCCUUGUAGUUCAAAUUUACAUUCACAUCAAAGGAUUCAUACUGGGGAGAAACCCUUCAUGUGCCUUGAAUGUGGACAGAGCUUCAACCGGAGUGCAAAUCUACGUAGACAUCAAAGGACUCACACUGGUGAAAAACCCUAUACAUGUCUGGAAUGUGGAGAGAGCUUCACUGAGAGUGGAAAUCUACGUUCGCACCAAAGGACUCACACCGGGGAGAAACCUUACACAUGCCAGGAAUGUGGACAGAGCUUCACUAAUCAUUCGAGUCUUCGUUCGCAUCAACGGACCCACACUGGGGAGAAACCCUAUACAUGCCUGGAGUGUGGAAAGACCUUCGCUCAGAGUUCACAUCUACGUUCACAUCGAAGGACCCACACUGGAGAGAAACCCUAUACAUGCCUGGAGUGUGGAAAGACAUUCGCUCAGAGUUCAGGUCUAAAUAUACAUCAAAGGACUCACACUGGGGAGAAACCCUAUACAUGCCUGGAGUGUGGAAAGAACUUUACUAAGAGUGCAGAUCUACAUAGACACGAAAGGACUCACACUGGGGAGAAACCCUAUACAUGCCUAGAAUGCGGACAGAGCUUCCAUUGUACUUCAAGUCUACAUUCACAUCAAAGGACUCACACUGGGGAGAAACCUUAUAUGUGCUUUAAAUGUGGACAGACCUUCACUCGGAGUUCAAGUCUACAUAGACAUCAAAAGGCUCACUCGGGUGAGAGACCCUAUUCAUGCCUGGAGUGUGGACAGAGCUUCACUGAGAGAGGAAAUCUACAUUCGCAUGAAAGGACACACACUGGGGAGAAACCCUAUACAUGCCUGGAGUGUGGACAGAGCUACACUACGAGUGCAAAUCUGCGUUCGCAUCAAUGGACCCACACUGGGGAGAGACCUUAUACAUGUCUGGAAUGUGGAAAGAGCUUUACUAAGGGUGGAAAUCUACAUAAACAUGAAAGGACUCACGCUGGGGAGGAACCCUAUACCUGCCUACAAUGUGGACAGAGCUUCCCUUGUAGUUCAAAUUUACAGGCACAUCAAAGGAUUCACACGAGGGAGAAACCCUACAUGUGCCUUGAAUGUGGGCAGAGCUUCACUUGGAGUGCAAAUCUACGUAGACAUCAAAGGACUCACACUGGGGAGAACCUCUAGAAAUGCUUGGAGUAUGGACAGAGCUUGACUCGUAGUUCAGGUCUACAUUCACAUCACAGGAUUUACACUGGGGAGAAACUUUAUAAAUGCCUGGAGUGUGGAUCGACUCAUAGUAGAAGGCAAUGAGAAUAUCAAAGAAACCUUAUACAAGUCAGGAGUGUGGACAAAGAUUUUGUCAGUUAUCGGAUUUAUAAAUUAGAAGAGCACUGCCAAAAGCAUAAGUGUACUUACAUAGGGUUAUCUG